Molecule: messenger RNA, 3950 nt
Organism: Anopheles darlingi
Lineage: Eukaryota; Metazoa; Arthropoda; Insecta; Diptera; Culicidae
Product: transient receptor potential cation channel protein painless-like
Exons: 6
Coding region: 950-3646 (898 amino acids)
Biological process (GO): transmembrane transport; monoatomic ion transport
Cellular component (GO): membrane
Molecular function (GO): monoatomic ion channel activity; protein binding
Source: RefSeq, a predicted model, not a curated record
ACCGACCUGUAGCUGUUGUUAACCUUCAGAUGGUUAGUCAUUCCAGUGUGUAGUGUGAUUCCUUGGACAAUUAUUGGUGCUUCCCUCAAACAUCAGCAUAAUGCGUGAAGAUCCGUAGAAGGAUUGUUCACUGCCCUUUACUACGCCGAUAUCCAGUACGCAUACACACACACACACGGCGACGACGACUUGUUCGCGCGACUCAUGUGUCGUCGCUAGUUGGACAACACACGCGCCAAGCGACAGUUUAACGUGGGUUUUCCUGCUCCGUUGGUUCGGUUACUGUUAGUUCACGCGAAAGCGCCCGUACCGUCGGAUGUGGGCAGAAACUUGAAACUUCACCACCACGCCAUUUGCCGUCGAUCGGCUUCAAAAACGUUCCGUGGAGUUUACAUUAAGCAAAAUAUUAGUACGAUUUAAGAAACUUUUUAAAAAGCUGUGCUUUAGAAGAAAUGCUGGAUCGCGGAUCGUGGUGAUCGUUCCGCGUGUGUGUGUGUGUGUGCCCUUUCCAUGUAGCGCUUGACCCGCGGAAAUAAUCCAGCAAAAGGUGCCACAACCAGUGGAUGCUUCAGUGGUGAUCGUGAAUCGCAGCGAAUUGUGUCUGGUAGCGGCGAUCGAGCGUCGAGUAGUCGCCCAAAGUUGACUCGACCGUGUCCACAUAUGGAACAUUGUGGAUUUUCGUUUCCUGUCACGCACCUCCCCUGUCCCCGAAACGGUCACCCAGUGGUAGCCAUCAAUUAAAACCCCCAAAUCGUGAACCGUACAGCGUGUGUGUGUGUUGUGGAGAUCCGUUCCGGUGUCGUGCGUCGUGUCGAUAAAGCAGCAAAGAGUAUCAACAUACGAAAGCAGAAACCUCUGCACUUUGGUGAAGUGAUUGACGAUAUUCGUUGCUCGGUUGGAGUGUUUGCUAUAGUUAAGAGUGUCCAUUAUAACCACGGAGGAAGCAAACAUGAGCAACCAAAGGUUCCUCGAUUUGAGCCUAAGUAGCCCGCAAACUGCCUUGGCCGCAAGUUUGGCGACCAAUGAUCUGGCGGAAUUCAAACGAGCCCUUCGCAAUGGAGCCUCCGUGAAUGUACGAGAUCAGGAUGCUGAGUAUUCGAUCUUCGAGAUUGCCUGUUCAACACCCGGGAAGAAAGAUUUUAUUACUGCCUGCCUCAAACAGAGUGCACUUGUAGCAGAGAUCAACCCGACGACCAACGAAUACCCCAUUCACUUAGCAGCAUUGUCCGAAGACAGUGAAAAUUUGUCCGCGCUGCUCGAGAGCCACCGUAUAGUGAUCGAUCAAAAGUUUGAAGAUCGUACCGCGCUGUUUCUGCUGUUCGAGAACCUCUCUGGUGAUAAUUAUGAAAAAGUGUUCGAGUGCAUUAAGCUGCUGCUGAAACAUGGUGCCAACAUUAAUGCUACCGACGAAAACAGUGUAUCUCCAAUAGCGAAACUAGUGAAGGGAAAGGACCGCUGGCGCAAAGAUAUCCUCGAGUACUGUUUUAAACACUACGGCGUUAACGUGGACUUCCGUAAUCAACAGGCGAGAAAAUUGAUCGAAAAGAAUUUCCCAGACGUCACCAUCCCCUACUACGACAUGGAAACCAUAACGGUCGAGAUUCUCAGAAGCAAACUGUCGGCCGGUUUGGAGGAAGAUUUCCUAGAAGCGUUCCGCAAAUUCGGAGCCCAGAAAGGAACACUUGCUGAUAACGAUUUCAAGGAUUUGCUCUCGUUGGCGGUGUACCGUGCAAAGCUAGAAUCUGCCAAAACGCUACUUGAACCGAAGAUGACCAACGAAACGCUGCUCGAUGCGCCUCUUCUACUUUCGGGACUGUUGGCCAAAUGCUGUAAUCGUGGCAACGUGGAGAUGCUGCAGUGGCUUCUGAGCAUCAUUCCGAAGAAUGAAAUUGGUUUGAUUAACGAAGAUACGUUACUGUCUCUUCUGGUGAAGCAGAUCGAUGCAGCAAAAGAUAAAAAUAAGUGUCCUUAUUUCAAAAUCAUGAAACUAUUGCUGGAGGACGGAAGGAUCGACAUCGAUAAGCUGGAUAGUACCACCAAGCGUACUGCUUUGCAUUUUGCCGUAAAGUACAAAAUAGACCAUGCGCAAGAGCUACUGCUGGCUAAGGGAGCAAGCCUUAGUGUUGAGGACAUGUUCUCGGAGUUGCCAAUCACUGACAUGGAUCCGUUCCUGCUAGAAAAACAUCUCGACUCGUGUGUGUCUUCCAACGAUCGGAAACCGGGAGAUGAUGACUACGAAGUGAAGAUAGAUUUUUCCAAUUUCGUCCCGCCAACUCACAAAGCAAACAAUUCCGAUACAGCGCGGACACCGGCCGCUUUGCUGUAUGAAGAUGAAAUGUUACCAAUACUUCGAAUGGCACAAUACUCCGACAUGAAGCGUCUUCUACGACAUCCAGUGAUAUCCAGCAUAUUGUUGCUGAAGUGGAUCAAACUGAGUGUGUUCUUCUACAUCAAUCUGCUGAUCUGUACGGUGUUUUUCGUAUCGUUCAUCUUCUAUGUGGUGUUCUGCUAUGGACGAGAUGAAGCUCCGUUUAAACUGUUCUUCUACAGUCUAUCGUUAAUUGGGCUCGUCUAUUUGAUAUUAAGAGAACUCAUUCAGUUUUUGCUAAACAUGCGAGUGUACGUACGAUCUCCGGAAAAUUAUAUGGAAAUUGCUCUGAUACUUGCUGCUUGCUCCGUAUUGCUUUACGAGUUCGGUGAUGAUGCUCGGCGAGUGGCGUCAGCGCUAGUUAUACUGUUGACGGCGCUGGAAUUCACAUUGCUUGUGGGAACGCUUCCACUACUAUCCAUCUCAACUCAUAUGGUGAUGCUGAAGACGGUUUCGAAGAAUUUCCUGAAAUGUCUGGUGCUGUAUUCGAUCAUUCUGCUAGCCUUCGCCUUCAGCUUCUAUACAUUAUUCCGUGUAAAUGACUCAAAUCCUGCGGAUUCGGCCACGACAUCCGAAGCACCGGGUGGAGACGACGACCAGUUCAAUCAGUUUAGCGACAUACCUUUGGCUCUAAUGAAGACCGCUGUUAUGCUGACCGGCGAAUUUGAAGCGGCAAACAUAAAAUUCCAGGGCGUCACCUACGUAGUGUUUGCCCUUUUCUUGUUUUUCGUCUCAAUAGUUCUGUUCAAUCUAAUGAAUGGUCUUGCUGUCAGCGAUACAACGAUCAUCAAGGCUGAAUCGGAGCUCAUUGGUUUAAUACAGAAAGUAUUCGUGAUCUACAAAUACGAAAACGCUUUGAAAACAUCAAAACCUAUCCGAUGCAUAACCGACAACAUGUCCUGGCUGUAUCCUGCCAAUAGUUUGCAGCUGUUCCCGAACACAGUCCCGCUUCGACACAUUACCAUCAAACCCAACAGAUCGAACACCAUUUUGAUACCGUCACUUGUGGAGCGUGGAUCGCUAGACCCGGAGAAAGGAACGCUGGAGAUGAAAAGAAGCGCUGAAUCCGAUCGUAUGCUACCCCAAACCGACACAUUCAGCACCCAUUGUUGUGUGUUCCGGUUUAACCGUGGGAUGGAUGGUAAAAUUGUGAAAUAUGCACUGGAAAUUUUGCACUCUCGCCAGGAAAACGUCGGUUCGAUCGAGUACAGAAUAACACGCAUCGAGCAGAGCCUUGAAAGCAUAAAAGCAAUGAUUCUCGCCUUAUCCUCAAAGUAAUGCAGCAUAAAGGCUUGCUACCAAUCUGACAAUCAAACAAUCGCAUAUUGUUUAUAUGAGCACGGAUGGAAUUGAUGAAAUGAUUGUAACGGGUACUAAUGUUUCUAGCAUUCAUUUGGCAAGCGAAAGUGCCUUUAUGGAUUAUGUUUUCCAAUUACAUUUUAUAGAGCUACCAAUUCCAAGUGAGAGUAAACGAUCUGAUAAGGCCUAUUCAUUGCCUAUUUUAACCAAGCACACAAAUCCACUUGUUUAUAUCACAUUUACGAAUAAAAAAGGAUAAUAAAUUAUUUUUAUUGUUAAUGAA